AAACACACUUCACAUGUUCUCCGUCUUGGCAGUUGCAGGUCUCAGCUUUUUCUCCCGCGAGUAGCUGUUGCUCGUGACGCGCUUUCUAGUAAUCCAAACACCGCCUCCGCAAACCCCGGUGCUCCGAGCUCUUUUACCGUCUCCGCCUCUCUGCCGAGAUUCUUGCAUCUGCGGUUGCGCUUCGCGAGUGGAAGGUGAGGAUUAAAGGCUCGGUUGUAGCGAGAAAAGACAGACGAAUACUGAAUCGGUGGAUAGAGAGAAAGUAGAGAGAGAUGGGGGAGAAAGAGGGAGGUGUUGGUAAAAAGAUAACGGUUGGCGUAUGCGUAAUGGAAAAGAAGGUGAAAUGCGGCUCCGAGGUUUUCUCGGCUCCGAUGGGGCAGAUUUUGGAGAGACUCCAGGCAUUUGGUGAAUUUGAGAUCAUACAUUUUGGGGACAAAGUUAUUCUUCAGGAUCCAAUUGAGAGGUGGCCUAUAUGUGAUUGCUUGAUUGCAUUCUAUUCUUCCGGGUAUCCCCUUGAAAAGGCCGAGGCAUAUGCUGCUUUGAGGAAGCCUUUUCUUGUAAAUGAAUUGGAGCCACAACACCUUCUUCAUGAUAGAAGGAAGGUAUAUGAGCGCCUUGAAAUGUUUGGAAUUCCUGUUCCAAGAUAUGCGCUUGUAAAUAGAGAAUUUCCAUAUCAGGAGCUGGAUUAUUUUAUGGAGGGAGAUGAUUUUGUGGAGGUUCAUGGAAAUCGCUUUUGGAAGCCUUUUGUGGAGAAACCUGUUCAUGGUGAUGAUCACCGUAUAAUGAUCUACUACCCUAGUUCUGCAGGUGGGGGCAUGAAAGAAUUGUUCAGGAAGGUUGGUAACAGGUCAAGUGAGUUUCAUCCAGAGGUUAGAAGAGUGAGACGUGAAGGCUCUUAUAUAUAUGAGGAAUUUAUGCCAACGGGGGGAACAGAUGUCAAGGUGUAUACAGUUGGCCCUGAGUAUGCACAUGCUGAGGCAAGGAAAUCUCCUGUUGUUGACGGUGUUGUUAUGAGAAAUCCUGAUGGAAAAGAAGUAAGGUAUCCAGUUCUACUUACUCCAGCUGAAAAGCAGAUGGCAAGAGAUGUUUGCAUUGCAUUUAGGCAAGCAGUUUGCGGGUUUGACCUUCUACGAAGUGAGGGGCGCUCAUAUGUUUGUGACGUCAAUGGAUGGAGUUUUGUGAAGAACUCAUACAAGUAUUAUGAUGAUGCUGCUUGUGUGUUGAGAAAGAUGCUGCUAGAUGCGAAAGCUCCCCAUCUUUCUUCAACAAUUCCACCAACUUUGCCAUGGAAAGUCAAUGAACCAGUUCAACCUUCAGAGGGUUUAACACGCCAGGGAAGUGGGAUUAUUGGCACAUUUGGGCAGUCUGAGGAGCUACGAUGUGUGAUUACUGUUAUUCGUCAUGGUGAUAGAACUCCAAAACAGAAGGUGAAACUGAAGGUUACCGAGGAGAAGCUGUUAAAUUUGAUGUUGAAGUACAAUGGAGGGAGGCCUAGAUCUGAGACAAAACUUAAAAGUGCUGUUCAGUUGCAAGAUUUGCUAGAUGCCACAAGAGCUUUAGUACCACGUUCUAGACCUGGCCGUGAAAGUGAUAGUGAAGCAGAAGACGUUGAGCAUGCUGAAAAACUCCGUCAAGUUAAAGCAGUUCUUGAAGAGGGGGGGCAUUUCUCUGGCAUUUAUAGGAAGGUUCAGCUAAAACCAUUAAAGUGGGUUAAAGUUGCAAAAAGCAAUGGGGAAGGUGAAGAAGAAAGGCCUGUCGAAGCACUAAUGGUUCUUAAAUAUGGGGGUGUUCUUACACAUGCUGGUAGAAAGCAGGCUGAGGAGCUGGGUAGAUAUUUCCGCAACAACAUGUAUCCAGGUGAAGGCACUGGCUUGCUUCGCCUCCAUAGCACAUAUCGUCACGAUCUUAAGAUAUACAGCUCUGAUGAAGGCCGUGUACAGAUGUCUGCAGCUGCCUUUGCUAAAGGUCUUUUAGACUUAGAAGGACAACUAACUCCAAUCCUGGUUUCACUUGUUAGCAAGGACUCUUCCAUGCUAGAUGGACUUGACAAUGCCAGUAUUGAGAUGGAAGAGGCUAAGGCUAGGUUGAAUGAGAUCAUAACUUCAGGAGCUAAGACAGUCCUUGGCAAUGGAUCAUCCAGUACACCAUGGAUGGUGGAUGGAGCUGGACUUCCUUCUAAUGCUUCCAAGCUUCUACCCAAAUUGGUGCAAUUGACUAAGGAGGUUACUGAACAAGUGAGGCUUCUUGCUAAGGAUGAAGAUGAGAAGCUUGCAGAGACAGCAUCAUAUGAUAUUAUUCCUCCAUACGACCAAGCAAAGGCCCUUGGUAAGACAAACAUUGACGUUGAUCGCAUUGCUGCUGGAUUACCCUGUGGAAGUGAGGGAUUUCUUCUGAUGUAUGCUCGGUGGAGAAAACUUGAGAGAGACCUUUAUAAUGAACGCAAAGUGCGGUUUGACAUAACACAAAUUCCAGAUGUUUAUGACUCCUGCAAAUAUGACCUCUUGCACAAUGCACAUCUCAAUCUAGAAGGAUUGGAUGAACUUUUCAAAGUUGCUCAGUUACUUGCAGAUGGUGUCAUCCCUAAUGAAUAUGGUAUAAAUCCAAAGCAGAAGCUCAAAAUUGGCUCAAAGAUUGCUCGUCGCUUGCUGGGUAAACUCUUAAUUGAUUUGAGGAAUACUCGUGAAGAAGCGAUCAGUGUUGCUGAAUUAAGAAGCAAUCACGAUCAAUCCACUAAAAAUGGGAAAGAAGAAACUGAGUACCAAUUGAAGCCUCAUAGUAAGAAUGAAGAUGCCAGAAGAUCUAGCUUCACUAGUGACAAGUCAAUGGAUCAGGAUGAUGAUGAUGACAAAGAAACCAAAUACCGCUUGGAUCCAAAGUAUGCAAAUGUAAAGACACCAGAAAGACAUGUGCGCACACGCCUUUAUUUCACAUCGGAAUCACAUAUUCAUUCCCUGAUGAAUGUUCUCCGAUACUGUAAUUUGGAUGAAUCACUCCAAGGGGAGGAUAGCCUUGUAUGCCAUAGCGCUCUGGAGCGUUUGCACAAGACUAAAGAGCUUGACUACAUGAGUUAUAUUGUGUUAAGGAUGUUUGAGAACACUGCGGUAGCUUUAGAAGACCCUAAAAGGUUCCGCAUUGAGAUGACUUUUAGCCGAGGUGCAGAUUUGUCUCCAUUGGAGAAGAACGACAGUGAGGCCACUUCAUUGCAUCAGGAGCACACCCUGCCAAUAAUGGGUCCGGAAAGGCUGCAAGAAGUCGGGUCGUAUCUGACCCUAGAACAGAUGGAGAGAAUGAUCCGGCCCUUUGCCAUGCCAGCGGAAGACUUCCCUCCACCGGCAACCCCCCAGGGAUUCUCGGGCUAUUUCUCCAAAAGUGCAGCAGUGCUGGAGCGCCUGGUAAACCUUUGGCGGCCCUUCCAUAAACAUGGAACUUCUAACGGGAAGCUGUAAAUACCUUCAUAGUUUCUCCAACUCUUUUCUAAAUGUGUUUGUUCUUCUUUACUUGUCAUAUUCUUUUGUUAAUCUCGUCUGACCCCUAAUUGGUAGCUCGGGUGGUAGUCAUACUGAGGUUUUUUGAGGUUCCUCCGAAGGAAAUUUUGGGGGGAAAAUAAUACAUGUUAACAACAGGAAAGAAAAUAAAGAAGAAAAAGAAAAUAGGUUGCUGACUGUAGAAGAAUACCGUUGAAUCUGACCUGACCUUAACACAAACUAGUUCUGCAUCUGGGAUGUAGCCCAACUCAAAUUUAUUGGCUGAAACACUGAGAAGCUACAGAUUAUUUUGAUCUUGUUGGGAAACAGGUUAACCGACUUUUUCUAGGUUCAUGUUAUUGUUGUGAUAACUCAAGCUGUUGAGUUGACAUAGGGGUUUAAGCGUCAACCACAUUUUAUUUUCUCAAAUCUAGCGCCUACAUUUGUUCUCUCUAAACCUUAACGCAGGGCUUCCAAACGAGAAUUCCUGAUUUUGUAUUGUAAACUGUAUAUGCGAUUGUUAAACUUAAAUUAGAAUUUUUUU
Molecule: messenger RNA, 4008 nt
Organism: Diospyros lotus (date-plum)
Lineage: Eukaryota; Viridiplantae; Streptophyta; Magnoliopsida; Ericales; Ebenaceae
Product: inositol hexakisphosphate and diphosphoinositol-pentakisphosphate kinase VIP2
Exons: 31
Coding region: 273-3446 (1057 amino acids)
Biological process (GO): inositol metabolic process; inositol phosphate biosynthetic process
Molecular function (GO): diphosphoinositol pentakisphosphate kinase activity; metal ion binding; ATP binding
Source: RefSeq, a predicted model, not a curated record